AUGCCCCAGCUUUGGACGCUGGUUCUGCGCCGGGUGACGCAUCAUCACGUCGACAACAGCCCAAUCCAGGCGAUUUUCGUCGACAUCCAGACCCUCGGGAGCCAGAGUGGCCCCCUCUCGGAUCGCACGGCCGGACUUGGGCCCGGCCCAGAGCCAAUGACAGAGUCAUGGAGUCUGGUGAUCUUCACCGACCGUCGCCGACCCUCACUGACCCUCCUAUCCGCGUCGCCCCAUGGCCCCCUGAAUCUCGUCUGCUCCACCCCGAGAAGGUCUUCGGAAAUUGGGGGAACAACCCCUGCCAGCACUACACCUCGCGCGAAGGCCACCACGGCCACAUGCUCAAAGGCUUAA
Messenger RNA from Diaporthe citri, 351 nucleotides. RefSeq lists its product as uncharacterized. The record is from RefSeq and is a predicted model, not a curated record. The coding region runs from base 1 to 351 and encodes 116 amino acids. The transcript has a single exon. Lineage: Eukaryota; Fungi; Ascomycota; Sordariomycetes; Diaporthales; Diaporthaceae.